Molecule: messenger RNA, 1517 nt
Organism: Siniperca chuatsi (mandarin fish)
Lineage: Eukaryota; Metazoa; Chordata; Actinopteri; Centrarchiformes; Sinipercidae
Gene: trub2
Product: TruB pseudouridine (psi) synthase family member 2
Exons: 9
Coding region: 69-1154 (361 amino acids)
Biological process (GO): RNA processing; pseudouridine synthesis
Molecular function (GO): pseudouridine synthase activity; RNA binding
Source: RefSeq, a predicted model, not a curated record
AUAAAGGUGUACUUGUCCCGCCUUUAAAAGGUGACAUAUAAUCAGGUAGAUUAAGUGAAAACACCUGGAUGGACGGACCAUGGACUUGUUGUGGCUUCAAGGAGGGAUCUGUUUUAAUUCAGGUGUCCCAAAAUCUGGAUGACCUGAUGGCAACUCCAGCUAUUCGGAUGUUUCGGAAGUUAGAGGGUCUGUUUUGUGUGUACAAACCCUCUGGUGUCCACUGGAAACUCGUACGGGACAGCAUCGAGACAAAUCUUCUGAAAGGUUUAAACGCUACACCGUCCCAGCCAGUUCCUCAGGAGGUCCGCUUCUUGGCACACCCAAGCAGUGAGACUGGAGCACCCAAGGGACUCACACUGUCAGCGGCCUCUGUGCCAGUACUGUCCAAGCAUCCUCUGGUGACUGGACCUGAAUUCAUGCGUAUUCGAGUUGGAGUAGGACAUCGCCUGGAUACAUUCUCUUCUGGUGUCCUAGUUCUUGCUGUUGGAAAUGGAAACAAGGCCCUGAAUGAUCUCUACAGAACACGAGUCACAAGGGAUUACACAUUGGAGGGUGAAUUUGGGACUGCUACAGAUGAUUCCUCUCACACAGGAAGAGUUAUGGAAAGGUCCACAUAUGGUCACAUCACACAGGAUAAGCUGGACAGAGUCUUGGCGAUGCUGCAGGGAGCCAAUCAAAAGGCCUUGUUAAUGUAUUCCAAUGUAGACAUGCGCUCGCAGGAAGCCUAUGAGAUGGCUGUGCACGGUUUACUGGGUCCAGAGGGGAAAUCGCUGCCUGUUUUGACAGGCUUGCGUUGCACUCACUUUCAGCCCCCCAUCUUCACUUUAGAGGUGCAGUGUCUAAAUGAAACGCAGAAAUAUUUGCGCAAAGUUGUGCAUGAGAUAGGACUCGAGCUGCGCAGCACAGCAGUGUGUAAAGGAGUUAGACGGACCAGAGACGGCCCCUUCACCCUGCAGGAUGCCCUGACCCAUCACCACUGGACUGCUUCUGAUGUUACACAGGCCAUCAGACAAUACCACUCCUCUAAACAAAAACAAAAAAACUCCCACACACGGAUCAAGGACCCAGAAAUACAACCAGCAGAAGAGAAUACACCGACAGCUAGUCAACAAAAUGACACCAGUGACAAAGCAGCAGUAGGUAGAAUUAAAUGACUUUUUGCUGUGACCAGCAGUUAAUACAAGUCACUCUGGUAGUUGAUCACAAACAUUUCACAAAAAAUGUGACUCUCUGAGCCUGAACGCUGCAUCACUUUGAGUUCAGCUCAGUUGGAAAAGAAAUGUGAACGACCAGAGAUCCUGGUUUCUAAAAGAGAAAGCAUCAAAUUACAAAUCAAUUACAUCGUGCUUUUGUUUAAUGUGCAAACUCCUCUUAAUAUAUAGUGACACUUGCUGUAUCUCAUAUGAAUGUUCCAAUGUUUUCACCUUUGUUAAAUGUUGUGAAGGUAAUGUUACAUUAUUCCCCAAAUCUUAAUAUGAAAGUGGUUUAUUUUUAUCAUGAAAUAAAUGGAAAAGAUA